CUUCAGAGGCUGCUCGUGGCCACAAUGCCUGCGGACCCCCUGUCUGAAUGCCAAGUCUGCAUUGGUAAUUUGAUGUUGGACGUCUCGCAAAGCACCUCUUCAAAAACUCCUGACUGCUGGUGACCGCUUUGUCCUGGUAUCACUUCCUGACAUUUGCUGUGGCUGCUUUCUUAUCUCCUCUCUGGAAGGGGCAGGAUAUCUGCAGAGGUUAGAGAAACGCCUGUUGCCGUGUGAGUGUGAUGCAAGCAUGUGUCUUGCUGGAGCUCACUUAAGUGAGGCACCAAAUCCCCACCCGCUUUAAAAGUGCCUCGCACUGGACUUUGACCUCUCUGCAUAUAUAGGCCAUAUUUAACAGAAUCUCCCUGCCACAAUCAAGUAACUAUAGCUAUACUUGUCGAUUAAUUGCUAUAUCGACAUCCAACACCCUCCUUCCCCUUCGCCAGCCCAGUACCAUGCUGGGUGCACUCCUGCGGAGGAAUAUGUCCCAGAAGUUGAGUGGGCUGCUGCUGCUGUUUGGCCUGGCGUGGGGAUUUAUGAUGCUGCGUUACACUGUGCAGCAGCCGCGCCAUCAGAGCAGCGCCGAGCUACGUGAGCAGAUCCUGGAGCUCAGCCGGCGCUACGUCAAGGUCCUGACGGAGGAGAACCAGCAUGCACAAGGUGGGCUGCAGGGAACCUCCAUGGCUGGAUACGCUGAUCUGAAGAGGACGAUCGCUGUGCUACUGGAUGACAUUCUGACCCGAUUGGUCAAACUGGAGGGGAAAAUCGAGUUGGCGGUGAAUGCCUCCACCACAAAUACCUCCCAUGCGGCAGGGGGCGUCCUUGCCUCUGCUCCCGCUGCCCUGCAGAAAAACUCGAAGCAGGACACACCUGACAGUCUACCAGGAACCUCGCGCCUCCACCCACGGAUCCCUAAUAGGCCUCGGCCACAUCAACCGGCAUAGUCUUAGUAGAUCCAUUCAUUUUUUUUGUCUUUUUAAUUAUUUUACACAUCACACUUUCCCAGCAUUUACCACUGAUGUCACCACAUCAGAAAAAUGAAAAGCAAUAGGGAGACAUAUAGACUGGGGAAACCUUUCAGAAAUGUUCAUCCAGCUCAGAAGAAAGGAGCACUUAUCCAUGCUUUACAUGCUGAUAUUUAUUUUUUACAUACUUUCUCGCACAUUUCUUUCAUAUUUUCAAUGCUGAUUUAUUUUUUUGUUUUGGUUCAGACUCAUGGCCAUAUUUAAAUCCUAGGACUUUUGAAGUAAUUGCAGGGGUAUAAAAACCGCUGAAACUGAACCAGACUCAUAUGUUUUCUGAUAAACCUGGCUUGAAAUGUCCACCUAUCUACAUUGGAAUCUAUUCUGCUUCAAUGUGUCAAAAUGCUGAACUAAACCGUGCACUCAUGAUAGGUAGGGAAGCUGUUUUUGCUUUUUGUUUUUAGUCGGUGCAGCUGCUGAUUGCUGUAUAAAAAAAGAUUCUACUUUUAGCUUACACAUAGUCUUAAAGAAAAUGUAACCGUAUGGUUACUAUGUAAGAGAUAAUCCAAAGAAUGUUAUUUGCACUCCCAUCUGCAGACAGUUUCGUUGGGUAUUUACAAUUGCUGCAAAGCUAUUUAAGGUUUAUGCAGAAUAUGAUGGGAUGAUGCCUUUUUGCCAUUGUAAACAUGAAUGUGUGUGUCUGUCUCUCCGUUGAAAUACAAUGGUUCACUUGCCGAGUGUUGAUAAAUGAUUUAACUAGGUGUGUAGCUCAUUGAAUGUACUUUGUAAUCAGUCUUAAGCCCUUCAAUGCUGUAAAGAUGACUGAUCUACUGCUUACACAUGUUCAGGGUUCAUAUUGCACUGUGACUCUUAAGAGAUUUUCUAAAAAUACUCGGCUCAUCCAACUUUGACCUUUAGGGAUAUUUUAGGGAGAUGGACGUUAGACUCUGAGAUAUUCAUUCUUGUAGCCUUCCCCCUCUGGUUCUGAAUAUGGUUUUCGUUAAACUAAGAAACACUGGCACCUGCCAAGAGGAACAUUUUUAGUUGGCACAUCAUGAUGCUCAUUAACCUAAUGACUUUGUGCGACACAAGAAAUGUAUGCGAUAAAGUUGAUGUGGGUGGUAAACAAACACAUGAGGAGGUAAUGCUUCAAACCGUUGCUUAUUCUUUACAGCCUUAAAUAUACACGAAGGCAAGACUGUGUCUACUUUGACUAAUGCUAUAAAUGUACUUUGCUUCUGAACAUUAAAGUAGAAAAGUUUGGUGAGCCGGAUCGCUGCUGUGAGAUAGCUUAACUAAUAAAUUGAACGUUUGGGAAAAAUGAUCUAUCAUUUAAAUUCAUUUAUUUGCUAUUGGAAAAAAUAUGUGUGUGUGUGUGUAUGUAUAAGAGAAUGUUUAAACAAAGAGUCCAGCAUAAGCGCAUGUGCAUGCUGAGUGUAUCAUUUUCCAGUAGUAUUAUCUCAUAAUACGUAGUUUCCCUUUAGAUGGUUUUGACUGCUUUUCCAUUGCUCGUAAAAGGGGGCGGUUACAAACGUUUUCAGGGUAAUGACCAGACGUUCACACCGGACGUGACGUCAGAUUCUGCGGCUCAUAAACAUACCACCAGCUUCACGCGCCCGCCAUCUUCUAGCUAAUAAACGGCCAAAAUAAAAGCGAAACCGCAGUUUAUUUCUCUCGCAGUACUCUGUCGUAUUUGCUAUUCCGAACCAUGAGUGAUAUCGAGGACGGACACUAUAAAGGACGGGUAAGCAGUUACAUCGAAUGAUACCAAGUAUCUCCCUUUUCUUCGUGUCUUCCGUGUGACUGUCGAUUAGCUCGAGUCGAACCCGCCACUAAUGUAAAGCAAGCUGUUUUAACAGCCUACCUUGUGUCGUUGCAUGCUUUGUCCGCUAACAUCACACGUGUUGGAUAGACACUCGGUUGUUCUGUUGCUAGCGUACGGUCUUGGCGAAAGUAACGCACAUUUUACAUGGAUGGUUUUUGUCCGCUAACUAGCUUAGACCGCUCGAAGCCGCCUCCACCAACGGCAGUUAGCACGCUAGUUGCCGUUAGCUUAACAAUUCCCGUGUGGUGUAACGUUACAUCCGUGGAUUAACGUGAAACCUUUUUCUGUUUGCUUAUUGUCUUUGUUUUGCAUUGUCCGUAAAAUGCUUGGCUUCUGACUCAUUUGCUUGUGAAAUUAUACACGAGGUAUCGGACGCUUGCCUGUCGUGCUUUGUGCGGAUAUCCGUGCUGCAGCCAUUAUUGCAUCUAGUUUAGACAACCUGCGUGUCUUUCUUCCCUCAUCUUGCAAUUACCUAAUUUAUGAGUCUUCCGAAGCAUCGCCUCCUUCCUUGCUCUCAGGCUAUUUUUCAAAUCAAAUUUAGUAUUGCUAAAACAUACGUCUACGCUCUUUAACAUUUUGGCAUUGUUUUUACUUUGCUCAUUUACUCUAUUUCUGGAAUAUUGAUUUAUUGUAGCUAAAAUGUAAUUCACUGCAUUAAGUGUUCAUUUUUCAUUUCACUUAAAAUAUUUUUUCUUAAACCUAUGAUCUUAAUUUUAUUGAAUGUUCUUUUUUCAUUAAGGUAAUUGACCGUGAAGGAUUUGAAGAGUUUAAUCCAAGAAUGAUGAAGAAAAUGUUCAAGAUAAAAGAAGGCUAAUGAAAACAUGUACAGAGCAGAACAUAGACGUGGAAAG
Messenger RNA from Pungitius pungitius (ninespine stickleback), 3635 nucleotides. RefSeq names its product coiled-coil domain containing 126 (gene ccdc126). NCBI's taxonomy places the organism in Eukaryota, Metazoa, Chordata, Actinopteri, Perciformes, Gasterosteidae. The record is from RefSeq and is a predicted model, not a curated record. The transcript has 3 exons. Gene Ontology annotation, cellular component: membrane. The coding region runs from base 453 to 941 and encodes 162 amino acids.